GCCGACAUAUCAAUACCUGAAAAUGAGUGGAAGAGGAAAAGGAGGAAAGGGACUCGGCAAAGGAGGCGCCAAGCGUCACCGCAAAGUUCUCCGUGAUAACAUCCAGGGCAUCACCAAGCCCGCUAUCCGCCGUCUGGCUCGCCGUGGCGGAGUGAAGCGUAUCUCCGGUCUGAUCUACGAGGAGACCCGUGGGGUGCUGAAGGUGUUCCUGGAGAAUGUGAUCCGUGAUGCCGUCACCUACACCGAGCACGCCAAGAGGAAGACGGUGACCGCCAUGGAUGUGGUGUAUGCCCUGAAGAGGCAGGGCCGCACUCUGUACGGCUUCGGAGACCGCUCUGUGACAAAGAAGUAUCUCGACUCUGUCGCACCUCUCUCUCACAUCAUGCCUGCUGAAGCACCCCCCGUCAAAGCGGCCAAGAAGGGCUCCAAGAAAGCCGUCGCUAAGACCGCCACCAAGACUGGAAAGAAGAGGAGAAAGUCCAGGAAGGAGAGCUACGCCAUCUACGUCUACAAGGUGAUGAAGCAGGUCCACCCCGACACCGGCAUCUCCUCCAAGGCCAUGGGCAUCAUGAACUGCUUCGUGAGCGACAUCUUUGAGCGCAUCGCCGGUGAGGCCUCUCGUCUGGCUCACUACAACAAGCGCCGCACCAUCACCUCCAGGGAGAUCCAGACCGCUGUCCGCCUGCUGCUGCCCGGAGAGCUGGCUAAACACGCCGUGUCUGAGGAAACUACAAUGGCCAGAACCAAGCAGACAGCUCGUAAAUCCACCGGAGGAAAGGCUCCCAGGAAGCAGCUGGCCACCAAGGCUGCUCGUAAGAGCGCCCCGGCCACCGGCGGAGUGAAGAAACCUCACCGUUACAGGCCCGGUACCGUGGCUCUGAGGGAGAUCCGCCGCUACCAGAAGUCCACCGAGCUGCUGAUUCGCAAGCUGCCCUUCCAGCGCCUCGUGAGGGAGAUCGCUCAGGACUUCAAGACCGACCUGCGCUUCCAGAGCUCCGCCGUCAUGGCUCUGCAGGAGUCCAGCGAGGCCUACCUGGUCGGCCUGUUCGAGGACACCAACCUGUGCGCCAUCCACGCCAAGAGGGUCACCAUCAUGCCCAAGGACAUCCAGCUGGCCCGCCGUAUCCGCGGGGAGAGGGCUUAAACUGACCUGAGACCAGAACACCCAAACACAACGGCUCUUUUAAGAGCCACACACACUUUGAAAGAGUUACAAUCCUACUCAUUAUUAUUAUGAUACUGGUUCAUAUUAGGUUUGGUUAGCUGUACCGUGAUGAAUGAAACAAGAAAGGUUGUUGUUACAAAAACAUUAAAAUGUGAGCAAUAGAUCAGUGUAAACACAACGUAUGUCAAUUAUGGAUCAUCCAAACUAUUUAUUUAAAAUAUUUAUUAAAGUUCUAAAACCCAAACGUAUAUUCCUUAAUAACUUUGGGGGAUGGUUGUUUUAAGUGUACUAAAAGCUAUCGUUAUAACUUGUUCACUUUAAACACUAUGAACAGGUGAGUAAUAAUAAUGGAUGUAUUUUGUAAGCGCUCUUACAGGUGCUCAAAGUCGCUUUACAGAGAUGGUGAAAAGAACAACACAUACAUAUGGUUGAAGUCAAAUAAAAAGAAAGCAAUGACAACAGCCACACAUUACAAUCCAGAUUGAAGAAGUGAAGUUCUUUGAAGGUGGUGAAGUGAAGUUCUUUGAAGGUGGUGAAGUGAAGUUCUUU
Messenger RNA from Gymnodraco acuticeps, 1714 nucleotides. RefSeq lists its product as uncharacterized. Gene Ontology annotation, cellular component: nucleosome. Lineage: Eukaryota; Metazoa; Chordata; Actinopteri; Perciformes; Bathydraconidae. The record is from RefSeq and is a predicted model, not a curated record. Gene Ontology annotation, molecular function: structural constituent of chromatin; protein heterodimerization activity; DNA binding.